Gallus gallus (chicken) is the source of this 2182-nucleotide messenger RNA. RefSeq names its product protein tyrosine kinase 6 (gene PTK6). Gene Ontology annotation, cellular component: extrinsic component of cytoplasmic side of plasma membrane. Gene Ontology annotation, molecular function: signaling receptor binding; ATP binding; non-membrane spanning protein tyrosine kinase activity. Gene Ontology annotation, biological process: cell differentiation; protein phosphorylation; innate immune response. The transcript has 8 exons. Bases 169 to 1749 code for a protein of 526 amino acids. The record is from RefSeq and is a predicted model, not a curated record. NCBI's taxonomy places the organism in Eukaryota, Metazoa, Chordata, Aves, Galliformes, Phasianidae.
AGUGAGCGCCCAGACGCGUGCGGGCCGGGACGGAGGCGGAGACGGAGAGCUGCCGGGCGCUGCGGUGCGGGGCCGACAUGCGUGAGCCCCCGCCCUCCCCUCGUUGCGCCUUUGGGAAGCGCUGGGGAAUAGGAGCGCGGUGACCUCCAGGCGCUGCAUCCUCCAGGGAUGGAGCAGUUUGUCCGCAAGCGUUUGACCUUCUUGACAUCCUUCUGGAACAAGCUUUGGCCCCGCUCCGGCCCGGAGAGCUGCUCGUUGGGGUACUUUGGUUCCGAUUCUGUUUCGCUGCACUCGGAGCCCAGCUGCGUUUCCUUCAUCCCAAAGUCCUCUCUCUUUAUCGCUUUAUACGCUUUCACAGCCCGCAGUGCAGAUGAACUGAGCGUAAAUGCAGGGGACAAACUGCGUGUCCUCAGAGAAGAAGGGGACUAUGUCUUAGCCAGGAGGCUGCUGGGGGAACCGGCCACGGGCUACGUCCCUGCUGCGUACGUGGCCAACCUCAGCCAGGGCACCUCUGCUCACCGGCCGUGGUAUUUCAGCAAGAUCAGCCGCAGUGAGGCCGAGCAGCUGCUCCUCUCGCCUCCCAACCAGCAUGGCUCCUUCCUUGUCCGGGACAGCGAGAGCAGCAGGGGCGAGUACUCUCUCUCAGUGCGCAACCACACCAAAGUCAGCCAUUUCCGCAUCUGCAAGAGCCCCGCGGGCAGCCUGUACAUCCAGAGGGGUCACCCCUUCCCCGACAUGGAGGAGCUGCUCGCCUUCUACACCGAGAACUGGAAGGUCAUCCAGAGCCCCCUGCUGCAGCCCUGCAUCCCCACAGGAUGCGUGACACAGGGGCAUGGCCGAUGCCCCCUGCCCUGCUCGGGACCAACAGCUGGCACAGGCUGUCCCAGUGGGUCCGAGCGUGCCAUGCCCCUUCUGCAGACCCCCCCGGAGAGGGACGGCUGGGAGCGCCCGCGCUGGGAGUUCACCCUGCGGAGGAAGCUAGGCGAGGGCUACUUUGGAGAAGUGUGGGAAGGACUGUGGAGGAACACGGUGCCCGUGGCCAUCAAGAUCAUCAAAGCUGACAUGAAGGCAGAAGACUUCACCAAGGAGAUUCAGAACCUGAAGCGCUUGAGGCAUGAGAAGCUGAUCCAACUGCACGCUGUCUGCUCGCUGGAUGAGCCUGUGUACAUCAUCACUGAGCUCAUGCGGAAAGGCAACCUGCACAGCUACCUCAACAGUCCUGAAGGGAAGUCCCUGGGCACCUCCCACCUGCUCAACAUCGCCUGCCAGGUGGCGGAUGGGAUGAGGUACCUGGAGGAGAAGCACAUCGUCCACCGGGACUUGGCGGCCAGAAACAUCCUGGUGGGAGAGGAGCUCACCUGCAAAAUCGCUGACUUUGGACUGGCCCGGCUUCUCAAGGAUGACAUUUAUUCCACCAGCAGCAGCACCAAAAUCCCUGUGAAAUGGACAGCCCCUGAGGCAGCCAACUACCGCACCUACUCCCUCAAAUCCGAUGUCUGGUCCUAUGGCAUUCUGCUCUAUGAAGUCUUCACAUACGGGCAGAUCCCAUACGAAGGAAUGACAAACCAAGAAACCAUACGACAGAUCACCAGGGGCUACCGCCUUCCCCGGCCCAGCUCCUGCCCUCCCGAGAUUUACAGCAUCAUGCUGGAAUGCUGGAGUGGCAACACGGAGGAGCGGCCCACCUUCCUGGCACUGCGGGAGAAGCUGGGCUUCAUCUACAGGCGGCUGCUCAACACUCUGUCCUGAGGGACCUUCCCACCCUUCCUGCAAAACUCCCUUUGGGCCAGCUCUUGCCAAAUGGCUCCUUCCUUACGGUUGCCCUCCCAUAGGACUCGAAGGAAAGCAUGCGUCCCAUCCCAACCCUUCCCUGCCCCCCCAAAAAAACCAACCCCAAAACAACCCAUGGACCCUCUUGGUGAGGAUGCAGGGAGGUGGCCAAGGGAAAAGGCAAUGAAGUGUGGAGUAUUCGUUACUGGAGCUUGGCUGUGCAGCAGUCUUAGAAAGCCCCGUGGUAGUGAAGACAUCACCCAGUUCACAGCUCCAUUCAGCCAGUAGGGUGGGAGGUUCCUGCCAUCCCCACACCAACAUGAAGGUUUGCAGUUUGUUUUCAGUUGUGGCUCUGCUUGGUUUUCUUGUAGUGUGUGUGCGGUGUCCUUGUCAAUAAAUGCGUGUGCCUCCA